GAAGUGGAGACUCUCCAAACUGACAGGACUACACAACAGACCCAGGAGAGACAACACACAGUUCUUGGAUUACUUCUUGAGGAAUAUUCUAAUCGAAAACUCACACUAACUUCACACAGCAUUUGGCUGUCAUUUUCUUCUGUUUUACAGUUUUCUCCAGGGUUUGUACAACACGGGACUAUUUUGAAAUCAUUACAAUUCCUUUCACAAUAGUCCCACAGGCGUUGUGAGUCUGGCAAGCGAGUCUACUUUCACACAAGCUUCAACGUAUCUUUAAAGUAUCAUCAGUUGUUUUUGGACUAUUUGGGCUGUGGACUGUCCAAUUCACCGUCUUGAGUCACUCUGACUGCCUGGACCAUUUUACGUUUUUAUAAARAGUUUUUGAAGACUAUUCUAKCCUAGGACUACCKUACRUCUCAUUGCCAUGGCGAACAGCUGUCUCCAGCUCAGCGGUUUUGUGAUGAGUUGUAUCGGSUGGGUCGGGAUKCUUAUCGCCACWGCCACCAACGACUGGGUAGUGACGUGUAAAUACGGCAUGAACACCUGCAAGAAGAUGGACGAGUUAGGAGCCAAGGGCCUGUGGGCUGAAUGUGUCAUAUCAACCGCCCUCUAUCACUGUAUAUCACUGACACAGAUAUUGGACCUACCGGCAUACAUCCAGACGUCYAGGGCGUUGAUGAUAACUGGAUCCCUCCUGGGGCUGCCUGCAGUGGGGAUGGUCCUAACAGCCACGCCCUGCAUCUCUCUGGGGGACGAGCCUCAGUCAGCCAAGAACAAACGAUCUCUACUUGGGGGAGUUCUCAUACUGCUAGUGG
Salvelinus sp. IW2-2015 is the source of this 815-nucleotide messenger RNA. RefSeq names its product claudin 11a (gene cldn11a). Gene Ontology annotation, molecular function: structural molecule activity. Gene Ontology annotation, cellular component: bicellular tight junction; plasma membrane. The record is from RefSeq and is a predicted model, not a curated record. Gene Ontology annotation, biological process: cell adhesion; bicellular tight junction assembly. Lineage: Eukaryota; Metazoa; Chordata; Actinopteri; Salmoniformes; Salmonidae.